AUGCAUCCUUCUCUCUUCCUGGUUGCCCUUUGCUUGGGAAUAGCCUCAGCUGCUCCGCAACUCAACCAGAGCUUAGAUGAACUAUGGUCCCAGUGGAAAGCAACACACGGGAAGCUAUAUGGCAUGGAUGAAGAAGGAUGGAGGAGAGAGGUGUGGGAGAAGAAUAUGAAAAUGAUCAGACAGCACAAUUGGGAACACAGCCAAGGGAAACACAGCUUCACGGUGGCAAUGAAUGGCUUUGGUGACAUGACCAAUGAAGAAUUCAAGCAGGUGAUGAAUGGCCUUCAAAUGCAGAAGCACAAGAAGGGGAAAGUGUUCCAAGCACCUCUCUUUGCUAAGAUCCCUUCAUCUGUGGACUGGAGAGAGAAAGGCUAUGUAACUCCCGUGAAGGAUCAGGGUCCGUGUGGUUCUUGUUGGGCUUUUAGUGCAACUGGUGCUCUUGAAGGACAGAUGUUCCGGAAAACUGGCAAACUUGUUUCACUGAGUGAGCAGAACCUGGUGGACUGCUCUCAGGCUGAAGGCAAUGAGGGUUGCAAUGGUGGCCUAAUGAAUAAUGCCUUCCAGUAUGUUAAGGACAACGGAGGCCUGGACUCAGAGGAAUCCUAUCCAUAUCAUGCACAGGAUGAAUCCUGCAAAUACAAGCCCCAGGAUUCUGCUGCCAAUGACACUGGCUUCUUUGACAUCCCUCAGCAGGAGAAGGCCCUCAUGGUGGCUGUAGCAACCAAGGGUCCCAUCUCUGUUGGUAUAGAUGCAAGCCAUUUUACCUUCCAGUUCUAUCAUGAAGGCAUUUAUUAUGAUCCAGACUGCAGCAGUGAAGACCUGGACCAUGGUGUUCUGGUAACUGGCUAUGGCACUGAAAUAGGACAGUCGAUAAACAAAACAUAUUGGAUUGUCAAAAACAGCUGGGGUGCAAAUUGGGGCAUAGAUGGCUACAUAAAGAUGGCCAAAGACCGGAAAAACCACUGUGGAAUCGCCACCAUGGCCAGCUUUCCUGUUGUAUGA
Molecule: messenger RNA, 1002 nt
Organism: Puma concolor (puma)
Lineage: Eukaryota; Metazoa; Chordata; Mammalia; Carnivora; Felidae
Product: procathepsin L-like
Biological process (GO): proteolysis
Molecular function (GO): cysteine-type peptidase activity
Source: RefSeq, a predicted model, not a curated record